Messenger RNA from Acaromyces ingoldii, 3732 nucleotides. RefSeq lists its product as hypothetical. The record is from RefSeq and is a predicted model, not a curated record. NCBI's taxonomy places the organism in Eukaryota, Fungi, Basidiomycota, Exobasidiomycetes, Exobasidiales, Cryptobasidiaceae. Bases 1 to 3732 code for a protein of 1243 amino acids. The transcript is spliced from 3 exons.
AUGGCUUACACAGCAAGCGAGGCCCACGCUCCUUCCGCUCCUUCGACACCCUUUCUGCCUGAUGGCGUUCCUCCGUCACAUGACUUUACCACAAAAUUCAUCUCUUCGCCGACGCACCCCCCUUCGUCCACGCUCCAGCCGUGGUCGUCUUCGCAUGAUUGCCUUAUGCAAGAUGCGCAAGAGCCUACACUCGAGGCUAGUCUCUCCUCUUUCCAAUAUCAGAGGAGAUCCAGCUUACAUGUUCCUAUACACUCAAUUCUUCAGAAUGCCAUCUUACCUGAUCAAGGGAGGAGCGACGAUCGAGUUCGUCCGCCAAAUCCAGAUAACGCCGAUGCUUCCCGACCCUCGAGUCCAAAGACGCCCAGAAAGACUUCAAGGGCUCCCCAAGGCACCUCUUCGAGCUCCCACUCCGACACUCCCAAAGCAAAGACGGUCGGCAGACGCAAUUGUGCUCCUGCGAUGGUCGUCAGCAUCGACUCCCCCUCGUCUCCGAGCAAGCGCCGUCGGUCGCUCUUCCGAUCUUCAUCUUCGUCCUCGCCCACUCGGUUGCCUGCCUGCGGAGACGACUGUCUAAAAUUAGCCGUGAGCCCCAGUGCAGGUUCCGCACUCCUUGGGAGCCAUCAGAAGCCGGCCAGACGUCGCACGAGAACCGAGUCUGGAUCGAACGUGGGACGCCAAAGCAUGAGCAGCCCCCAGUUGGGUGAGGCCAUGGACGCUCUCAAAGUCACCUCGGAUCUCUCGCCGCCGCUGAUCGAUGCGGCCUGCAACCUUUGGACCGCUAGACUACCGACUGAAUUGCCAUCACCACAUCAGGGGCAAGGAGCGAGUCCAACAAUGACUGCAGUAUCGCACUGGCCCGUCUCCACUGUAGGCCAACGCUACGACGUUAUUUUGGCGCAGCCAUGCUCUCCAAAGCCCAAGAGCAAGAUUCGAGACUGGCGGCAGCCAUUGUAUGCCCAUCAGCAAAUCACCGUGCCCGCCCCUACCGCGGUGGUGGGACUGUCGCAGAAUGUACGCUCUCCGAUGGCCAAAGCCUCGUUCGUGUCUUCGCCUCCAGUGUCGAUACAAGGCCUCGAUUUGAGCCACCUGCCUCGUCCUGGCCAACAACCUGCAUCGCUUGCACCAGCUUUCGACCAGGAUGCAACAAUCACUAAGAAGAAGGUGCAUUCGCAACCGCCUAGAGCGGCCAGGGGAGCGAGCACGGUGGAACGACAGCCACAACAGAUGCAACAUCAGCCUCUGUUCAAGAUGCCGAGCCUUCGACCCCGCAGGAAUUCCUCAGCGAGGUAUCAACAGCGAGUUACUGAAACCGCUGCCGUGACCCCGAGCCAGGAGCAGGUGCAGGUGUCGACUAAGCACCGCAGACAGGCCAGCACUAAUCUGCUCGCUACAACACCUAAAAGAGUCGCCGGUCUGAGGCUAUUUGGGCUUGCCCUCAGUCCCGCGAGCACCAGUCCCGAUUCCCCCUCUGAAAGAAGUCCAAUGAAUAUAGCUACGCCUCCAAUGGCGUUUUCACCGGCUUCGACGCCGAAAUCCCUGCCCAGUAUUAUCGUCACCCCUCCAGCUUCACUGACGCACGUCUUACGGAUGGAGCCCAAUAUUUUCACCAGCGUCGACGAGCCUCAGCACGAGCUUCCAGCAGACGAUGGCGACAGUGACGAGAUUAUGGACGAUAGCACCUCAUCGCUGUCUUCCACCCCUCACCGUACACUUCCCUCGACUUCGCCGAUUGCCAGACCAGGACCCUUCUCUUCCCUUUCGGCGAAUCAGCUAGAGUGCACACCACCGCACCCCAUGUCUAUAGCUUUCAGGAGCGCUCAAGAUGCGGCAGGUGUCGCAUUUUUCAUGGCCGAAGCAGACUCGAUUCUGUCGGAGACGCUCCGACUAACGCAGCUCAACCAGUCGUACGACAUUGCGCGCCGCCUGCUCCGCUUCGUCGAGGUGCUCAUGGAUCCUUCGCCGAACUUUGCACUUCGCGUUGGCCUGACACGAUCGCGACAAGGUGCCAAGGCGCGACUCCCUUGCGAGAUUCCAAGCCUCAGCUUUCAGACGACAGUCGGACAUGGUGGCGCGCAGGUGCUGGUGUCGCCUGGCUGGGCAAGACAACAGCUCCUCUCGAUGCUCCAUCUCGUCAUGGACCACAUCGUCACGGGUAUUGCUGCUCUUCUGGGCGAUGACCGUGCGCCGUAUGAGGCACCGUCAUCCCUCGCCCGUCUGUGCCAGGUGUUUCGACGAGAUUUGCGAAUGCCCCUUGCGGCUCAUUCGCGCAGCCUCAGCCAACUUCACGUCGACAUGCUCCGAGGUCAAAGCCUCUUCGUCCAUGCCGUCUCAUCAGCACCGAUCGAUCACUUUGCAUACCUCGAGACCCUGCGUGACAUUGAUCCUUCGGCCAUCUUCGUCCAACACCUCGAGGAAAAUCUGACAAAUGCGCUCGAGCGAGGAGAUACGGUGCGGUCCAGGGCGAACCAUCUCGUGGUGCCGCCUCCUCGUCGCGGAAGCCGCAAGAAGUGGGCCGCCCUCAAUGCCGAGCUUGGUGCGCUGAGGGCACAGAGGGACUUGGACAUGAAACUCGCUUCGAGUGGACAGAUCAGCGAACAGGAGCUCCGAAGCCGGGAGCGGAGAAGAGCGGCUCUGGGCUGUCCAAAGGAUGUCUUUGCGGUGCUCAACUAUGUUCGCUUCGUAGGAGAGCUCUAUAUCGUCGAGAUUGUCCCUGUCGAGACUGUCCGAGCUUGGCUCAUGCGGCUACUCUUUGAUACUGUGUUUCCAGGCGUGCCUUCGCUUUACGAGCUCGAAGCUGGCUGCGCACUUCUUAUCACCGUCGGCGAAGCUCUCGAGCGAGAGGCGCAUCUCGAUCUCUUCCCUCAAAUCGUCGCCUGGAGGAGUGCGAAAGAUGCGAAGAAGCAGCCGAGCAGGGUACGGCAGGCGAGUGCACCGGUCAGCAGCAGCAAAGAGAGGAGUGAUCAAGCGCCCAAGGAUCACUGGAUACGCAUGUCGCCACAGCAGGUACGCCAAGAGGGAAGCCCUUUUCAACGCUGCCGUCGCCGACAGGCGAACAUCGACUUGUUCGAUUCAGGAGACAAUGAGAGGGGGACGAUGUCGAGCAUAUCUUGUUAUGAUGACGUGAGGCAGAGGCGUCAUAGACGUGAUUCGGCAGGCUCCAAUCACUCUUCGUCCAGCCAUUCUGCCACGGCCUCGUCUUCUUCAUCGACAUCUUCCACGAAGACUACCUCUCCCGUUGUCAUCGCCACGGGUCUCAUUGAGCCGGCUGAGGAGAUGAAGCACUCCCGAUGCCAUCGACGAGCCAAGAUCGGUGACGAAGAGGGCAGAGAAGAGCAGCCGCGACAGCAAAUCGCUCACGUAAAGAUCGCCAAAGAAACGCUGGACGCGACGAUGCGUCGACUCAUGGAAAUUGUCGAAAUCGAAGAGAUCGACGAGGACGCAAGGGACUGGUGCAGGGAAGUCGUCGCGAUGCGUGCCAGAGGCUGGAAGACUGCCAACAUUCCGGCAGACGGAAAGAGAUCCUCUGAAGCAGAGGCCGACAAGGAAGAAAAGCCUACAGCGAAUUCGACGACGACAGCUGCUGCCAAAAGCACCAUACCUCAACCCGACUUGAGGGCGAAGAUGAUGUCAUAUGCUCCUGGAGAUCAAAGGACCUACCAUCAGAAGAUCAUGCUGCAACAGCAGCAACAACAUGACCGACUUGCCGUUCUUGCCGCUCAACGUCGUCCCUGA